Molecule: messenger RNA, 1893 nt
Organism: Cylicocyclus nassatus
Lineage: Eukaryota; Metazoa; Nematoda; Chromadorea; Rhabditida; Strongylidae
Source: the annotation of a GenBank genome assembly
AUGCACGUUGACUAUAGAUAUGUAACAUUAUUAGUUGCUGUGAGUGCCGGGGACUCCACAACUUCACUCCUCCUAUACAAAAAAUCGCAUUGGUCAACACAACAAAACUGCGGCACACAUUUGUACACACCGCUCAAGAUUUGCCUUAUCUUAACCAUGAUAGAAGAAGAUGGAUCAAAAGAUGUUAAAUCAGGAGAAGGACUUAAGCCGCAAUCCGUAGAAAAAUCGUCUGAUGAGAAAUCUGGUGACAUGAAACCAGCUGAAGAUAAAAAAACUGGGGAAAGUGCUUCCAAGGAAAUGGUUUCAAAGCCUGAAUCAAAGUCUACAGAGGGGAAGCUCAGUUCUGAAGACAAACGAAAUCAGACCUCAGCAGAAAAAGUUAUAAAAGAUGACGAUGUUGACAAAGCAAGGAAAUUGGGUGAAGAAGAGGGAAAGCAGGAACAAGUGAAGAAAAAGGGUUCUAUUUGGAAAAUGUCAAUAUUAAUAGCCAUUAAUGUACUCAACUACAUGGACAGAUUUACCGUAGCAGGAGUUUUAUCUGAUGUACAAGCAUUCUAUAGUAUGAACGAUGCCCAAGCUGGUUUGCUACAAACCGCCUAUAUGGUAUUCUUUAUGUUAGUAUCGCCAGUUUGGGGAUUUUAUGGAGACAGAUAUAAUAGAAAACACUUAAUGACAGGCAGUCUGAUCCUUUGGACAUGCACAGUUUUGCUCUCAACCUUCAUUCCAAAGAGUAUGUUCUGGCUCUUUGUUAUUGCUCGCGGUGUGAUAGCUUUGGGAGAGGCAGGUUUCUCUACAGUGGCACCGUCUGUAGUUGCUGACAUGUUUGCUGGUGGUAGCAGAAGUCGCAUGCUUAUGCUAUUUUACUUCGCGAUGCCAUGUGGAAGCGGUCUUGGUUUCAUAAUCGGUGGUAGGGUAGCAGCUCUGGCCGGACACUGGACCUGGGGUGUAAGAAUCACAUUCGUAGUCGGUGCUGUUUGUAUCGCAUUCAUGGCCUUCUUUUUGGACGAGCCUGAACGAGGCGCUGCUGAGAAAGAACAAGGCGAAAUUUUGAAAUCAUUUGCAGCUAGCACUUAUUAUGAAGAUCUCAAGGCUCUCGCUACAAACUUGACUUAUAUAUUCGGAACCGCAGGGUAUACCGCAAUAGUAUUCACUGUUGGUACCUUAUCUUGGUGGGUUGUCGUAACUGUAGUGCACAAUGAAGCCCACCAAAUGGGUUUAAACCACACACAUCUACUGGAAACAGAACGAAAAGAUCGAAUUAGUUUGAUCUUUGGAGCGAUCACUUGUGUCAGUGGAAUUGUUGGUGUCGCUUUAGGUUCAAUUCUUUCUAUGCUUAUCCGUAACGGUGUUGGACCAUUUAAAUGUGUACAAACUGAACGAUCGGACCCAAUAGUAUGUGCAGUGGGAUCUUUUCUUGCUGCGCCAUUGCUGUACCUAUCGAUGAUUUCGAUCCCAGUCAAUAUGGGGGCUGCUUGGGUUCUGUUCUUUUUCACAAUCACUGUUGCAUGUUUCAAUUGGGCGAUUAUAGUGAAUAUGAUGAUGGAUAUCAUUAUACCGCCUCGAAGAAACGUUGCCAAUUCAUGGCAGAUAAUGAUCUCUCACACUUUUGGAGACGCCUUUGCUCCUUACAUCGUCGGAUUGAUUUCUGAUGCGAUACGUGGUGAUGACACUUCACCAGGCGCCAAUUUUUAUUCGUUGAUAAAAUCAUUCUAUCUCCCCAAUGCUUUGCUACUGGUCAGUGGAAUUAUGUUCUUCUUUGCGGCAUGUACAUUUGUGAAAGAUAAUAAGAAGUUUAAGAAAGUCAUGGGAGUACUACAAAGCGGAAAAAGCGAUGCUCCUAGACCAGAUACACAGCAGCCGAAAGCAGAAGCAGAAAAGCAGGAAUCUACUUAA